AUGGGAAGAAGCCGUACCACUGCCCCAACUACCAGCAAAAGGAAAAUUCCUUUGACACUAGACGAUCGGACCAUAGAGGACAGAGGCGACCUGAGUUGCGCUGUUUCAGCUGUGGAGGACCUCAUCUCCAAAGAGAUUGCCACCAAAAUCCUGUCACUUGCUUUAGAUGUGACGGGAAAUCGUCGUCAGCCAAAUCCUAUUAACUCUAGGAAUCCUUCUGGAAGACCUGACAUGAGGGGACGUGUGUACACGAUGAGUGGUACUGAGGACACUCACUCUGAUGACUUGAUUCAAGGUGCGUGUGUUAUAAAUGGUGUUUCUUUAAGAGUAUUGUAUGAUUCUGGAGCAAUGCAUUCUUUUAUUUCCAAUGAUUGUGUGAGGCAGUUGGAGUUGCCUAUCUCUCAUAUGACCGGAAACCUUAUUGUCUCUACCCCUGCCGGUCCGUCUAUUGCCACCUCCCUUGUUUGCCGUGAUUGUCAUAUUUAUUUGGAAGGUCAAGAAUUCAUUGUUAACUUGAUCUGUUUACCCCUCUCUGAUUUGGAUGUCAUCCUAGGUAUGGAUUGGCUUUCUGCCAACCAUGUCAUGUUAGAUUGUCCAAAUAAGAAGUUAGCUUUUAGUUUGAACAAUGUUGAAAGGACCAAGGAGGAAACUCAAGAAAGCCAAGAUGCUCAUUGUACCCGUGAUCCAAGGGAUGCGAAAACACAAAUUUUCACGGUUUUUGCUAUUGGCGAUCCUAAGGACGACCCUGUGCUUGAUGAGAUAUCCAUUGUUUGUGAAUAUCCUGAAGUUUUUCCCGAGAACGUGCCUGGAUUGCCUUCGGAGAGAGAAGUUGAAUUCUCUAUAGACUUGGUUCCUGGUGCUGGACCAGUUUCCAUGGCACCCUACCGAAUGUCGCCCGUAGAACUUGUUGAGUUAAAGCAACAAGUGGAGGAAUUACUUGGGAAGCAUGAGGAAUAA
Molecule: messenger RNA, 957 nt
Organism: Abrus precatorius (Indian licorice)
Lineage: Eukaryota; Viridiplantae; Streptophyta; Magnoliopsida; Fabales; Fabaceae
Exons: 2
Coding region: 1-957 (318 amino acids)
Source: RefSeq, a predicted model, not a curated record